CACCGGAUGAAAAAUUCGAAAAACGAUUUCUUCUACAGGCUUUGCGUCAAUUCAUGAUUCGUCCCAACCUGCAAGGAGCAUGGCAUCAGGCUCGUGAUUCCGCAGAGGCUGCUCUAUUAACCAAACCAGAUGCCAACGGUCGACUGGCUUUGUUCCCUUGGGCUAAUGACGCUGCGUUUCGUCAAAUUUCUGGCGUUUUGUCUCACAAUGUACAACGUAAAAAGGAACUGGGCGGAUACCAAGCAUCUACCGAAAAGCUAGAUGCUUCGAUAUCACGCCUGUCCUCAUCCGAUCUUGCAUGUUUCUCCACUUUUAAUUUAUCAGUUGAGGCUGCCGAUAAUCAUCAGUGCACUAAAAAAACAAAUGGAGUCCGUUUGAGAGAUCUUGCCACGAGCUUCGAGUUUGAAAAUUUGCAAUUUGUUCACAUCUCUCGUCGCGGGAUAUUCGUUUGCUCCUCAUGUGGUCUUCCCGGUGAACACAAUAGCAAUGGAGUAUGCGCCCCACCAAUUGACUCCAAUGCAGUCGCAGCAAACGGUGGCGCUUGUGGGGGUUUGUCUGUAUCUACAACAGAUGGUUUAUCGAAUCGUUAUCCGGAUAUUCGCCCUUGUGCUGGUGGAUGCGGGAAUUACGUUCAUCCAGGUUGUGCGAAAUCGAUCAAGCUGCCCCCUUUACACAAAUCAAAACUUGUUCUCCAUACAGGCGAUGGUGCUCACCCAGAAGGUGACGCACACCUUGAACUGCCUUCGGCCUCCUCCUCCACUAUCGAGCAUGCGAAUGGAUUGUCGCUUUUCCAAGUUGGUUUCUCUUGUGAUUUGUGCCUCCAGCAUCUGCGACGCUGCUUUAUUUGCGGUUCAACCCAACCGUGCCCUCAAAUUUUCCCCGGUGCCCUAUCCUCAUUCGAGACCUUGCCUAACACGAGCGGUAGUCGCUCUGUCACCUCAGUGUCUGACGUUUCUCCCACUGAUCAUGAUAAUACACAACGCUCAGCUGAACCGAUUCACAAUGCGAUUGCAAAUACCGCAGUAUGUCAGAACGAUAUUGUGAAGCAGGGUUCGGCACAGCAGGAUCAAAUGAUUCGUUGUUCUGUUAAAAGCUGUUCCCGCUGGUACCAUCCCAGUUGUUUACGCAAGCCUCCAUUUUCCACGGUGGUUCGCGAUCGACGCGCCGGCUCCUUUUGGUGCCCAGCACACGCCUGUCUUGCUUGUGCUGUUGAAACACCCGGUACCCUCCCCAGGCCCACACCGACAUUCAUACGCUGUUUGCUCUGCCCUGCCGCAUAUCACCCAGGCGAUUGGUGCCUUCCAGCUGGAAGCAAGCAGGUUCGUUUUUUCAUGCAUUACUGUUUUUUUCCACCCACUCAGAUUCCUGAUAAAUUCAUGUGCGAAGACUGUUCUGGCGGUCGUUUUCCUCGCUUUGGUGAAAUCGUAUGGUCUCGUCUGCCUCCCAACCUCAACACUUAUCAACCCCAUGUGGCAAAAUCAGAUGUGUCGAAAGUGGACAUCGAUUCAAGUGACGACGAAGCAGCAACCCUACGGAACGAAUAUGCCUCUUUAACAGCCGGAAUGUACUGGUGGCCCGGUGAGAUCGUACACCCGCGACAUUUAUCUGAAUCGAACAUUGCAGUUGAAACACAGCCAGGUUCUUUCGCAUACAAGGCUGUGGACAAAAUCAGUCAACAGGUUUCUAACCCAACUGAACAUCCGCUCGGUCUGUUUCCAGUUAGGCUGUUUGGCUUAACUACUCAUUCAAAGGGUGAUGAUCUGAUACCAAUCGUCGUCUGGAGUACUCGAGCGCGGUUGUUCCCUUACGAGGAGGGUGAUGACAAGCGUAGUGCUGACUCUAGUAUGAAUUCCACUGGGGAUGAAGAAGACGAGCUGAUGGGAAAUCAUGAACAACGGUGUAAUUCCUAUCAAGACGAUGGCGAGGACGAAGAUCCGUUGCUACAAUUGAGCAAAGUAGGCGAUAAAGACCAAACCAAUCCAGAUAAAGACGAAACAGGUUUGCAACAUUCACCAUUUCCCAACUUGCGACCACGGCCUGCUCGUGUUCAAUCAAAGAAAUCGGUUCGUCGGAAGUUCAGUCAAAACGCUUCCAUUGAUCCCACUCUGCUAGCUCAGCGGAAGUUAGUCUAUUCUUCAGCAGUCAAGCAAGCCGCUGAUGGUUGGUCUAAACGUCGUGAGAAGUUCAAUCAACUACUCGGUCGUACUAGGCGGCCAGACUACUACAAGCCGAUAAAGGUUAAUUGGCCCUUGGGUUCUGUCCGCGUGUAUCGAUUGACUGAUCCAUCUGAAGCUCCUCGAUGCGAAUGCCAACCAAACUCGGACACGGAACCCUGUGGACCAAGUAGCAACUGCAUCAAUCGUGAAUUACAUUACGAAUGCCUACCCAGCGUAUGCCCAAACGGGAAUGCUUGUCAAAAUCAACGGUUCACCAAGCGGUUGUACCCGGCUCAACGACCCUUUUGGACCGGGGAAGAACGCGGUUGGGGCCUUAAAACCCUAGUCCCCAUUCGCUCUGGUGACUUUGUUAAUGAGUAUAUCGGGGACUUGAUUGACGAGGAAGAGGCUAACCGUCGUUUACGCUUUGCUCAUGAGAACAAUGUGACUAACUAUUACAUGAUGAAACUGGACUCUCAACGAAUUAUUGAUGCCGGACCGAAAGGAAAUCUAAGCCGGUUUAUGAACCAUUCAUGCAAUCCGAACCUGAAUACGCAGAAGUGGACAGUGAAUGGAGACAAUCGGAUUGGUUUGUUCGCAGUUCGUGAUAUUGCGGCUGGCGAAGAGCUCACAUUUGACUACAACUUUGUGGCCCUUGGACAAGAACGCCUGAAUUGUCGAUGUGGUGCACCAAAUUGUACAGGUUUUCUGGGAGCCUCCAGUUCUUCCAUAUCACAGUCGAUUUCUAAUGGGUGUCACACGAGCCACAAAGGUGCUGAAGAUCUCCGUUUGCAGAAACCAGCUCACGGUACUGGUGUGAAAUGCGCCAGUUCAGCGGAGACUGCACCGGAUGAUAAAGCCGUGCAUAAAGGACACCGUGAAUACCAUUGCUUUAGUGCUGUCGAGCACAGAUCGUGUUUGAACGAAGAAUCAGGUCCUACGAAAGUAGUUCCCAUGGAGUUUAGACACAAGGAUUUAACCGCGAACUCACCGGAUCCAUCUGUGGUUAAUGAAGAUUCAUCCGAUGCGGUCAAGCGGCGAUGUACAUUAAAGACUGUCGGUGUUAAACAUUCUGACGCACUCGGAAGUGAGAUGGCUCAUGUAGACCCUCGCGGAAAAGAUAUGAUCAUAUUUUGCUCGAAAUCGGAUUGCGAUAAAGCAUAUCAUCUGGGCUGUUUGGAUAUAGACAGUCCCCCGUCAGGUUAG
Messenger RNA from Echinostoma caproni, 3362 nucleotides. NCBI's taxonomy places the organism in Eukaryota, Metazoa, Platyhelminthes, Trematoda, Plagiorchiida, Echinostomatidae. The record is from the annotation of a GenBank genome assembly.